Messenger RNA from Abrus precatorius (Indian licorice), 1096 nucleotides. RefSeq names its product ras-related protein Rab7. Gene Ontology annotation, cellular component: vacuolar membrane. NCBI's taxonomy places the organism in Eukaryota, Viridiplantae, Streptophyta, Magnoliopsida, Fabales, Fabaceae. The record is from RefSeq and is a predicted model, not a curated record. Gene Ontology annotation, molecular function: GTPase activity; GTP binding. The transcript is spliced from 7 exons. Bases 186 to 806 code for a protein of 206 amino acids.
ACAGCUGUCAGUAGGGGAAAGACCGAGAGAGAAAGAGAGAGAGUGAGAGAGAGAGGAGAGAGAAAGUAGUUGCACAGAGAGAAGAGAAGAGGAGAGAAAAGUAGACUUGGGAGGGGGAAGAGCGCAGGCAAACAGAAAGCGGUUAUCUGUUUGUUUUUCUUCUCCGAUCUGCACCGUUCACCACCAUGCCUUCCCGUAGAAGAACUCUCUUGAAGGUCAUCAUUCUCGGUGACAGCGGGGUGGGGAAGACGUCUUUGAUGAAUCAAUAUGUGAAUAAGAAGUUUAGUAAUCAGUACAAGGCAACCAUUGGAGCGGAUUUUUUAACCAAAGAAGUGCAAUUUGAGGAUAGGCUUUUCACCUUACAGAUUUGGGAUACAGCUGGCCAAGAAAGAUUCCAAAGCCUUGGAGUUGCUUUCUAUCGUGGUGCUGAUUGCUGUGUUCUUGUAUAUGAUGUCAAUUCAAUGAAAUCCUUCGACAACCUUAACAACUGGAGGGAGGAAUUUCUGAUUCAAGCAAGUCCUUCCGAUCCAGAGAAUUUUCCUUUUGUUGUUAUAGGAAACAAGAUAGAUAUUGAUGGUGGGAACAGUAGAGUGGUCUCAGAAAAGAAGGCUCGGGCUUGGUGUGCAUCGAAAGGAAAUAUCCCAUAUUUUGAGACGUCUGCCAAAGAAGGUAUUAAUGUUGAAGAAGCAUUCCAAUGCAUAGCAAAGAAUGCCCUGAAAAGUGGAGAAGAGGAAGAAUUAUACCUGCCAGACACAAUUGAUGUUGGAAACAACAAUCAGCAACGGGCAACCGGAUGUGAGUGCUGAAUAUAUAGAUUUUCUUUCCAAUACAAAUAAAGUAUAUUACUUAAAAUGAUUUCGCCGUGUUUAGCCGAGGUUUCAUUGUACAUUAGUGUUUGUUUGCUCAAGAAACAAAUUGGUCCAAUGCUAUAUGUUGGGUACUUGUUUGGUUUGUGUUAAUCGAUCAUAUCAGUUGUUCUACUUGUAUGCUAUUACGAUAUUGUGAAAGAAACAGGGUAAGAUCAUUCUGAAGUUAUUUGUUUCAUUGUUUAUCUUUCAUGCUCGUACAUCAAUAUUUUGCCCGUCUAUUUUCAUUU